Messenger RNA from Rodentolepis nana, 1011 nucleotides. Lineage: Eukaryota; Metazoa; Platyhelminthes; Cestoda; Cyclophyllidea; Hymenolepididae. The record is from the annotation of a GenBank genome assembly.
GAGUACACUCAAAUGGCUGGUCGUGCAGGUAGACGAGGUCUAGACACCACCGGAACUGUAAUCAUCAUGGCCAACAACCUAGAUGUCAGUGGGAUGCCCACUGACCUCCAGCUCCAACAAAUGAUUCUCGGUCAGGCCACCAAACUCUCCUCUCGCUUCAAAAUCACCUACUCCAUGAUCCUCUACCUUCAUCGAGGUGAACUCCAGUCUCCCCAAGAGCUUAUUCGACAGUCCUUCAUGCACGCUGGUGAUUUGCGUCUCGAGUUGAAGAGGAAACAUCAGGUUGAUCUUUUGAAGGAACUCAUCAAGUCUUCUGCACUUGGUGAUUACACCUACGAAAGUGCCCCGAGGUUAUCUAAAACUGGACCCGUUGCUAAUAUUUCUGGGGAUCAGGGAGCUAUAAAGUGUCAUCCUGUUACUACAAGAUGCCCUGCUUUACCUCAAGAUGACCCGGAAUCUUACAGGAACCUGUGUAUCCACGAGAUGGUUCCUUUCUAUAUGACCUGUGAUUACUUUCGAAAUCUGUCGUUGACUUGUGCAAAGAUGGCAGGAGAACAACCCGCAUCAAUGCUUGAUAAAAUUUUCUGCCCAGGAAGAGUAGUGGAAUUGCAACUCUCCACGGAAUCGCUUCGAGCUGCCACGCAGAGUAUGACUUCCGCUUCAUUCUUGCCAAACUGUGGAAACAGGUUAAUUCCUAAUUGGACCACAUUUGGUGUUGUGGUGGAAUUUAAGAGGAUGUCCGGUUGGAGCUUGCUCACUGUGGUAACCUGGCAACUGCCUCCCUCACUACAUGGUGACUGUUCAGAGCAAAUUGGACUAACACCGGAGGAGGAGGAAAUCAUUUGUGAUGGUGAAGAUAUCCCCUCCAGUUUCACGCCUUUUCCCUCCUUUGUGAUGGACAAGUACAUCCCCAAGUGCGGAACUGUAAAGUCGCGGAGUUCACCUGAACGUUAUCCACCAGAGCUUAUCCACUGGGAAGAGGAGUUGCAGGUUGUGGAUAAUUCUUCUUGA